AUGACCGGGUUUCAUCCCGAUAGCUCCCCUGUAGACACUACAUGGGCGGCUGUCUUGCUUAGCGAGAGAGAUGUGGCUGGCCAGGUUCCUAUCAACUUUGUCACACACCCGGUCGUGUCUCUGAGGGCAGCGUGCUUUGGCAAUAAUGUCUUCGACUAUAAUUCCGCCGUGACCUGCAUAUCGAAUCUGCUGGCAGUGGGAUACCGCCGGUUUGUGGUGGAUCUGUACUGGUGUCCUGAACGGCAGUUAUGGACCUUUUGCCCUGUCACUAUUCCCACGAAUGCAGAUGUUGUCACAGUGUCUUCGACAGUUUCGGCGACCAGCACACCUGCCCCCUCAUCUACUGCGACAUAUGAUUCCGCAGAGAGCAAAGUCACAGUAGUUUCCAGCUCAUCUGGAUCAAAUCUGUACGAGCUGGGCCCGUAUUUCUGUUCAAAAGAUCUCGAUGUGUCGGACUUGGUCGAUGUCUUCGUCGGGUAUUUUCGGGAGACGACUUCUCAGAUGAGCGUGUAUAUGGAGUACCUUAUCUUCAAUCUCCAUGCAGCCGCUAGUGCCUCUACACCUGAUGAGCCAGCAAAAACAGUGACAGGCAGCUGGCUGCCAAAGCCUUCAGAUUAUCUCAGUGCCUGGCUGGAAGAUCCGCUUAACAUGUAUAUCUAUGGGCCCGCCCAACUAGCCGACGAGCGCAGCAAUCUCAACAAUUCCUGGUACCAAGUUGAAAAUGGAUACAAACCUAUCGCUGAAUACUUCACCACCAUUGAGGAUUCUGAUGGAAAGCAAAGCACGCCCGACGGCUGGCCGUGUUCCAAGUACGUGCAGCUGGCAAGGGAACGACGGAUCCUACUCGGAUAUGGAACCAUCGAUUCGCAGCUAGACGGCUACGAUGAAAUCAGUGACAACGAAGUAUUGUUUCCUCCGGGCUACCUCACCCACAUCAAAAAUGUCACUAUCGCCGAGAGUGGGACUUUAGGCUCAUGUCUGUAUGACCCAGAUGCUACUCAGGUUUCCCAGGCCAACUCCUCCUGGGCAGAAUCCGGCAACAUUCCAAUUCCAAAUGAUUUAAACAAAACAGCAACAUUAUGGCAAGUAACAGACAUGAUCUCCAAUUUGACAGCCUGCGGAUUAUCCCCAACGGUCAACGACACUCUGUUCGGCGCAACGGCCGACACCGACUCCAAUCCAUAUCGAAACGUUUCACUUUCCACUUCCUGGGCAUGGGCUAUAGGUGAGCCCAAAAGGGCAGAUUCCCAUGACGACCAGCCUAAAAUGGACCGAUGCGCUAUCAUGGACUUGUCAUUGAAGGGCCGCUGGCGAGCCGCCAACUGCUCCGAAACCAACCGUCGCGUCGCCUGCAGAGUCAACAAUAAACCAUUCACCUGGGCCAUAUCUAGUGAUAUGUCCACUUACGACGGAGCAUUUGACAUCUGUCCCGACGACAGCCACUUUGGAGUCCCACGCACAGGACUCGAAAACACCUAUCUCUACCGUCACGCACUUUCGCAGUCCAAAGAUAUCAUGGAUCCCGCCUCGACUGAUGCCGCGAUGCGAGAGAUAUUGCUAGACUUCAACUCGUUGGAUAUCGGGUCAUGCUGGGUUAGCGGAAGCCCCCGGGCUAGUUGCCCGUAUGCCUCCGAUCCGGAGCAGCUGGAGCGACGAACUGUCAUUGUUUCCCUUAUUGCUGGUAUCGUAAUCUUCAUUAUUACUGCAUUGACACUGUUUGUAAAAUGCAACGCCAACCGGAGAAACUCGAGAAGGAGAAAGAGAGUAAUUGAAGGAUGGGAAUACGAAGGUGUUCCCUCUUGA
Molecule: messenger RNA, 1803 nt
Organism: Aspergillus wentii DTO 134E9
Lineage: Eukaryota; Fungi; Ascomycota; Eurotiomycetes; Eurotiales; Aspergillaceae
Product: Lectin C-type domain protein
Exons: 2
Coding region: 1-1803 (600 amino acids)
Source: RefSeq, a predicted model, not a curated record